CGGAGUGUAAACAUGAGCGCACCAAACAUUCACCCUUUGCUUGGGCUGUUUACAUCGCUAUAACACAGCAGCGAACUAUAAUCUGAUAUUUGCUGAUAUUUCUUCUGAUUUGGCGUUUUAAUUAGAUGUAGCAGGAAACACUAAAGUAGUGCAGCAAAUGUCUCGCAUCCGAGAACAAUUUGCCUCGCUGCAAACAUAUCAAAUCAACUCAACUUUACAAUGUGAAGGGAUAUUGUUUAUCCCAAUGCGUACUUUACGUCACACCUUGCUGUAGCUGCCACUUUCAAUUCUGAAGACAUCCUAAAAGGUGAGCCUCCGUAAGUUAGGGCAUUGCCAAAUCAUCUCCAAAAGCAUGAGUCAGGAGCCUUCAAUUCAUACCUGGCCUGGCUCUUAUUACAUCAACAGCGAGAAACGCUGGGCCAGUGGCGUUCUCUCCUUAUCUCGCACCACCCUCCGCUUCGCCUCUGAGCAAAAACAGGAGAGCCUGAUGAGCCUGAAGCUCUCGCGCAUCAUGGAGAUCAAGAUGGAGUCCUCCAGCAUCAUCUUCAGCGCUCUCACUGUGCUGGAGCAGGGAAACCUCAAGCACUGGUUUGGGUCUCUCAGGCCGUGCCGUAAUGCGGUCUAUCAUGUUCUAGAGCACUUCUGGAGGGAGCGUCUGCUGUCUCCUUCAGAGCCACAAGGGGCUGAAGCCCCUCUCAGUAAAGGCCAGGAGCUGAUCAGCCUGAUUUCCGGAGCCCAGCGGAGGCUUGAGGAUACUGGGAAAGUGCUGAACCACCAGGGAGAGCAGUUCGACAACAUGAUUCAAGGCCUGGACAAGAUCGAGUCAGACCUGACCGUGGCAGAUAAGCUACUCUCUGAACUCGAGUGUCCGUCUUGGUGGCCUUUUAGUAAAAUGCCAUGGAGGAGCCAUCAGGAGGCCAAGUCUGAGGCAGCUGCCAAAGCAGCCUGUACCAAAGGCUCAGGCAAGAUCCAAAAAGUCAUAGUCAGCAUUCCAGCUAUUGUCUUCCGUGACGGAAACACUGGAAACAUGAAACCAGGUAGCCUGACUCUGUUGGUGUCUUCUCUGGAGGUCCGAGAAGCAAACGGGCAGCUCCUGCAUUGCUUCGAGAAGGAAGAGGUGGACGAUAUUCAUGUGUUCAACCCCUACGAGAUCAGCAUUCGCCAGCGCUUCAUCGGAAAACCUGACAUCUGCUUCCGACUUCUGUCUGCCAGGAUGACCGAAGCUCUAUCUGUGUUGGAGAUGCAGUACAAGAAGAAGGUCGAGGUCACACGCGACUACGCUGUGUUUCGGUCGACUUCGGCAACCACACCAGAGAGCCCAGAAAGUGGAGGAAACGUUUGGGCUGCAGGUCAUGGCCAGGACACAGAGGUGCCAGUGGAGGUGCCUGCUGGAGAACUGACGCAACUGCAGCUUCAGGUGCUUCAGCCCACUGUUACUGAGGCGGAGGCGCAGGAGCUAAAACAGAUGCUCCAGCAGCUGAAGAAUCUGGCUCUGGAGGCUGAGACGGAACUGGAGCGUCAGGACGAGGCUCUGGACGUGUUGAGCUGCUCUACUGACCACGCCACCAUGAACAUUAACAGACACACUCGCCGCAUGAGGAAACUGCUGUGAACCCAACGUCAACAGAUUAAUGUCUGCGGCACACUGACUCAUCCUAAGCGUUCAGCUUUUGUUUACUCGAGGAAACCCGCUUCACUGCCUUCCUUUCCAUUGCGUGAUAAACAUCAAGCUCUUUUUGGGAUUUUCCUGCGUAAACUCUCAACACGAACCUCUCAGCUGCUCGAACUGGGCAGCCCGAAGACUUGGGAGAGAACGAGCACAAACCGGUGUGGUUAGAAGCAGCCAUGCAAUGUGAGGAAGUGGCAGCGGUCUGGCCCAACCACAGUCGCUGUACUUCAGAUCCGGCUCUGCCUCGCAGCGGAUGGUGCGGAGACACUAGUGAUUUUUACUGGCCUUGACUUUCUGCUCUGUUUACAUGAUGGACUUGGUGUGGGCUACUCUGGCAGGAGGGGCGUCUCUGUUCAUGGUGAAUCCAUCAGCUUCAUCCUCUGUCAUGGGAAAAGGUUGGUGAGGGCAUGACUUCUGGAUGUACCAAUGGAGAGAUUUACUGUAGGACAAUUUUGAAAAUACACUGUAAAUACAGUAAACAAGUGUGAACAUGCUACAAAAUAAAUCUGGUUAAUAGAAAGUUUCCUUAACCAGUUAAACUCUGCUGUUAUUUUGGGAUUUCCGCCUGGAUUUUGCCUACCCAAAUUUAAAAG
Molecule: messenger RNA, 2262 nt
Organism: Danio rerio (zebrafish)
Lineage: Eukaryota; Metazoa; Chordata; Actinopteri; Cypriniformes; Danionidae
Source: RefSeq, a predicted model, not a curated record